Molecule: messenger RNA, 2049 nt
Organism: Talaromyces marneffei
Lineage: Eukaryota; Fungi; Ascomycota; Eurotiomycetes; Eurotiales; Trichocomaceae
Exons: 3
Coding region: 1-2049 (682 amino acids)
Biological process (GO): transmembrane transport
Molecular function (GO): transmembrane transporter activity
Source: RefSeq, a predicted model, not a curated record
AUGAAUCAGCGCCCACAGCCCACGCCGCAUCUCACCUUCGCGAGUCGGUAUAGUUUCGUUGGUAUUGCUUGCAGUACAAGAUACCCUGAAGCAAUCAACCCCAUUGCUCACGACUGCCAAAAACGGAAAUAUAUAUACAACUUCCCUAUCUGCCCAGGGACACCAGAAAGGCAAUUGCGAUCUAUGUCGGACAAAAUGACGGAAACUACCAACGACGACCACGAGAAAAGGGACCAGCCCCUCGAAGCUGUCGAACCAAAACGAAUCUCCUACUGGCGCAAAAUUGUCGAUCAGGCAGGCAUUACCCCCGAAGUCGAGAACCAUCCGUAUCGCGGCUCCGGUACAGAGGAAGACCCCUACCUCAUCUCAUGGAUCCCCCACGACCCGCGCAACCCCAUGCUCUUCUCUGUAUUCACAAAAUGGUUUAUUACUAUGACGAUGGCUAUUUGUACGCUCGCAGUCGCUCUCGGUUCCUCCGUGUACAGCGGUGGUAUUCUGCAAAUCAUGGCCGCGUUUAAAAUUGAUCAGGAGGUUGCCGUUCUGGGUAUUUCGUUGUUCGUGCUGGGUUUCGCGAUUGGACCUUUGAUCUGGGCGCCUAUGAGUGAGUUGUUUGGUCGACAGGUGACCUUCAUCAUCACCUAUGCCAUGCUUACUGCUUUCAAUGCUGCAUGCGCCGGUGCUCAGACUUCAUAUGCCUUGAUUAUUCUACGAUUCUUUGCCGGCGCCUUUGGUUCCUCCCCGCUCACCAAUGCCGGUGGUGUCAUUGCCGAUAUGUUCCCCGCUUCCGAUCGAGGUCUGGCCAUGAGCUUUUUCGCUGUUGCUCCCUUUUUGGGUCCUGUGCUGGGCCCUGUUAUUGGCGGUUUCUUGGGCGAGUAUGCGGGUUGGCGCUGGGUGAUGGGUUUCAUGGCUGCGUUUUCCGGUCUGCUUUGGAUUGCGGGAUCUACGCUCAUUCCAGAGACUUAUUCACCUGUCUUGCUUCGCCAACGCGCCAAGAAGUUGUCCGAGAUGACGGGCAAGGUUUAUUUGACAGAGAUGGACGCGCUGCGAGGCAAGGUCACACUUACCCAGGCUCUCAAGACUUCCCUUUCCAGACCGUGGAUUCUGUUGUUCAAAGAGCCAAUUGUCUUGCUUCUCUCCAUCUACUUGGCCAUCAUCUACGGAACAUUGUACAUGUUGUUCAGUGCAUUCCCUAUCGUCUACAUUGGAACCCGUGGCUGGAGCCAGGGCAUUUCCGGUCUUGCUUUCCUUGGUGUCAUGGUAGGCAUGUUGAUGGCCGUCGCCUACAGUAUUUGGGACAACAAUCGUUAUCUGAGAGAAGAAGAGAAAGAAGGCGGAUUUGCAGCACCCGAGUCUCGUCUGCCUCCUUGUCUUGUUGGUUCUAUUGCUCUUCCUAUCGGUUUGUUCUGGUUUGCUUGGACAAACUACCCAUCAAUCCACUGGAUGGUUAGUAUCGCUGCAAGUGUUCCAUUCGGUUUUGGAAUGGUCUUGGUCUUCCUCAGCGUCAUGAACUAUUUGAUCGACUCGUAUACUAUCUUCGCUGCAUCCGUACUCGCUGCAAACUCCGUGCUUCGUUCGCUCUGUGGUGCUGCUUUCCCUCUGUUCGCUACUUACAUGUACAGGGAUCUGGGUAUUCACUGGGCCUCAACCAUCCCCGCCUUCUUGGCCCUGGCCUGUGUCCCAUUCCCGUUCCUCUUCUACAAGUACGGCAGCAGGAUCCGUGAGAAGUGCAAGUACGCCGCCGAAUCAAUUGCCUUUAUCCGCAGACUGCACCAAUCAGCGCAACAACAAGCAGAAACAGAUGGCGAGAAGAACGAAGAGGCCAAUUUUGACCGCGCUGAAGCCCCCGCACCUCACGAUAUCAGCUCUGAGUCUGAGGCAGAAGAAGAAACCGAACCCGCUCGUCGCAUGUACUCCCGCGCUUCCACUCGAACCGCGAGCAGCGCUCACGGCAGGGUUGAAUAUGAAGGCAACCCCUACGACAUUGAUCGUGUCAACACCAAAGACUCAGACUUCAGCCUUACUUCGCCUAAAAAGUCUGCUCCACAAUAG